AUGCCCAGGGCUCGUAGAGGAGCUCUGAUUCAAUGUGAUCCAUCGAUCAAGGCACUUAUUGUUCAGAUCGACGCUGACAAAAGCGAUAUUAUAUUGGAAGAGCUUGAUGAUACCCACCUUUUGAUAGAUCCUGCUAAAGUUGAGUUCAUCAAACGUGAGUUGAAUAGGCUGCUUUCCAAAAAUAUAUAUAAUCCAAUGGAUGAAGAGGAAAAUCAAUAG
This is a messenger RNA of Zygosaccharomyces rouxii, 219 nucleotides long. RefSeq names its product TFIIH complex subunit TFB5 (gene TFB5). The transcript has a single exon. Gene Ontology annotation, biological process: nucleotide-excision repair; transcription initiation at RNA polymerase II promoter; transcription by RNA polymerase II. The coding region runs from base 1 to 219 and encodes 72 amino acids. The record is from RefSeq and is a predicted model, not a curated record. NCBI's taxonomy places the organism in Eukaryota, Fungi, Ascomycota, Saccharomycetes, Saccharomycetales, Saccharomycetaceae. Gene Ontology annotation, cellular component: transcription factor TFIIH core complex; transcription factor TFIIH holo complex.